CUUCAGUAGCUCUUCACUUCCAGCAGAGUUUCUAUGCAGCAGCUCAAAGUGCUUUGAACUGUCCAGAGGGGAUGUAUUGGAUUGACUAUUUCUCGGACACGUAGAUGAAAACGUAAACGGAGUCACGGUAUAGAGACGUAUAACUUUAGCUUCAAGCUUAUAUUGGAUAUUUAACCUUAAUGUUAGUGAGCUAACUUAGUGGCAGUUUAACCUAGCUAAUGUUAGCAGCAAGCUAACUAAACUAAAUGUAAACUUUUUGUUUUGUAGCUUACGUGUGAUUACCAAAAAACUACAAAUACAUACACAAAUCUUAUGUAAACUUUAAUACUUUGAAGCAUCUAUCCAUUGUUAACAAGCUAUCCUGAAGCUGGACAUUCACAUUCACAUGUGUGUUUAUCUUUUGAUAACUAAAGCAGACAAAUGACUCAUCUGCUGUCUACCAUGGAGUAUGAUACACAUAAUGCAUUGACAGUCAGUGCUCUCAGUUUGUAGGAACUUUUACUAAGUGAAUAGUUAUAGUUUAUUAGCUAUUCAUUCGCUAUGGCAAGUGCCUUUGCAGCCAAAAUGGGAUUUAACUCUCUGAUGAGAAAACAAGCCAGAAACUUCAACGUGAGGAUCUGCACCAUGGAGUCAGACAUGGAGUUCAGCUGUGAGGUCAAGUGGAAAGGAAAAGACCUGUUUGACUUUGUGUGCCGAACUCUGGGACUGAGGGAGACAUGGUUUUUUGGGCUCCGGUACGACAUCAAGGACACAGUUGCCUGGCUGAAAAUGGAAAAGAAGGUUCUGGAUCAGGAGAUACCAAAGGAGGACCCUAUCACUUUUUACUUCCUGGCCAAGUUUUACCCUGAAAAUGCCGAGGAGGAGCUAGUGCAAGAUAUCACACAGCAUCUCUUCUUCCUACAGGUGAAGAACAAGAUCCUGGGGGAGGAGAUUCACUGUCCACCGGAGGCCUCUGUGCUGCUGGCCUCCUACGCUGUCCAUGCCAAGUACGGAGACUACGACCCCAAUGUUCACAAACCUGGCUUCUUGGCUGAGGAGGAACUGCUUCCAAAGAGGGUGAUUAACUUGUACCAGAUGACUGCAGAAAUGUGGGAGGAGAGGAUCACAGCGUGUUACGCAGAGCACAGGGGCCGGACGAGGGAUGAAGCUGAGAUGGAGUAUUUAAAAAUAGCUCAGGACCUGGACAUGUAUGGCGUCAAUUACUUUUUAAUCAGGAAUAAAAAGGGAACAGAUCUUCUUCUGGGAGUGGACGCCCUGGGUCUGCACAUCUACGAGCCGGACAACAGGCUGACACCCAAGUGCUCCUUCCCUUGGAAUGAGAUCCGCAACAUCUCCUACAGCGACAAGGAGUUCACCAUCAGACCUCUGGACAAGAAAACCAACGUUUUCAAGUUCAACUCUUCACGGCUCAGAGUCAACAAGUUGAUCCUCCAGUUGUGUAUCGGGAACCAUGACCUGUUUAUCCGCCGUCGGCGGGUCGACUCACUUGAAGUACAGCAGAUGAGGUCUCAGGCCAGAGAGGAGAGGGCCAGAAAACAGGUAGAGAGGCAGCGUCUGCAAAGGGAGAAGCAGCUGCGGGAGGAGGCAGAGAGAGCCAGAGACGAGCUGAAAAGGAGGCUGAUUCAGGUGCAGGACGAGGCUCACAUGGCCAACGACGCGCUGCUGCGUUCGGAGCAGACGGCGGACCUGCUGGCUGAAAAGGCCCAGAUCGCGGAGGAGGAGGCUAAGCUGCUGGCCCAGAAAGCGGCCGAGGCCGAGUCGGAGAUGCAGCGCAUCAAAGUGACCGCCAUCCGUGGCCAGGAGGAGCGGCGGCUCAUGGAGCAGAAGAUGCUGGAGGCAGAGAUGCUGGCCCUCAAGAUGGCCGACGAAUCGGAAAGGAGGGCCAAGGAGGCUGAGCAGCUGAAACAGGACCUGCAGGAAGCCAAGGAGUCAGAGCGCAGGGCGAAGCACAAGCUGCUGGAGAUUACCAGCAGGGCCCUGUAUGCGUCCCCUGGACUGCCAUCUGACAGCAUGCCUCCCGACCUGAGCUUCAGCAGGGAGAACCUCAGCUUUGACUUUAAAGAUACCGACAUGAAACGCCUCUCCAUGGAGAUCGAGAAGGAGAAGGUGGAGUACAUGGAGAAGAGCAAGCACCUGCAGGAGCAGCUGAAUGAGCUGAAGACAGAGAUCGAGAGUCUGAAGAUGAAAGAGAGGGAGACUCCUCUGGACAUCAUCCACAACCAGAACACCGAGCAGGGGACCAGCAAGCACAGCAACUUUAAAAAGCUGACACUACAGAGCACCAAGUCCAGGGUGGCCUUCUUUGAGGAACUUUAAUCUACAUACCUGUAAAGGUGAGAAUGCACAACUGCAAAGAGCCUCCUGAUUCUACAUUCCUGGUCAGUUUAAAUGAUUGGCCUCACUACCAAGACCUUAUGCUCCACUUCCUGGGAAACCACUAUGAACACACAAAGAAAACGACCACUGCCUUCAUCUGCACCAACUCCAGGGGCCUCAUAUGUUGUGUACGCACAAACAAGGAUGCAUAAUGCUCCUGCACUAAAUCUGGGAUUCAUAAAAAACAUUUGAGUGUGUGUUUACAGUAAGAGUGUGUGAAAUACAGCACAUUCUCUGUGAAUAUUUCGAAAGGGGAAUUUGUGUGUGUGGGAUUUAUUAAUGUCAAAGAACAAAGGUAGACGAUGCAUAAAGAAAUAGAAAUGGUCUUUGACUGCUCCGGUUCCACUGUGGCUCUAAUGAGACAGUAUUUGUGGAGUUUAGAAUGGUUAUUAUAUCAUGUCCAAAUGGGGUGACCUACAUUAUUUCACUGCCUUACUGUUUUGAAAUUCAAACAGAAGUAAACCACUAAGGGAUAAAGUUGAACAAGAGAAUUAAGUGAUUAUAUGGCUGAUAGUUUACCCUUACCCUGACUCAAAUAUUUGAUAUUUAGUGGCUAUAGCCCACCUAGACUGCCCAUUUGAUUCAUAAUGCCAACAAAUCCCUCCAUAUAAUAUAUUCUUUCUUUACUUAAUAACUUUAUGCUGCCUUAGUUUUCUUGUUUCAAUGGAUUUUUUUAUAAUGAAAAAUUGAAUGUUCAAGCAGCAAAAACAGGGCAUUUCUUUGCAUAAUACAUUUAAACAGCCAUUUAUUUCUAAUAGUGGGAGUUGAUGGGCUGUGGUGGGUAUUAAUGUUCUCUACACAAAAAUCCACUUCUGUGAUUUAUAACCGUAGACUGUAUAAAAUAUAGACGUAUUCUCCGUGACCUCACCCAUGGGUGUUGGAAGAGCCGUUGUGAAGCUCAAAGCGGGUGGCUAAGGCCGUUGCCAUCUUGGCAGUGACGACACAGCCUAACUCCCGGCUAAUCCACAGAGGUGGAUUGUCAGUGGAGCUGAGGCGUGACGCAGCAGAGCAGACUGCUAGCAGCUAGCGACCUGAGACGGCACCCACCUGUCACUCAAAGCGGCCACGCCCUAAAUUAUGCCGAACUUUAAGCCUUAUGGCACAGACACACCAACCCAACAUCAAAGAACUAGCGGCGAUGAAGGACAACUGUUGCGUCGCCUCAAGUUGCACUUGAACACACCACAACGACUACAGCCGAUGGUCAGUUAGCACGUACGUUGCUAACUGCGGCUGCUAGUGGUGUGGUUGCAGAUUGCAACCAACCGAGUACCCCUCCGCUCACCCCUCCCUUUCCAAGACUGCUGUAACGUUAGCCGCUGUGUGUAAAACCGUGGUAACGCUGUUGGCCUCAGAGGCCAUCCUUACCAUAAUAACACUACUUAUACACUACUAGGAGCAACGAUAGUCAGACGGCAGCUGGUGAUAGCACAGUUCUCUGCUGCUCACGUUACCGCACAAGUGUGUCAGAGAACAACAGCGGACUUCAGGUCACGUAAAAACAUGAGUGUUAAGUUUGUCCGUUCUGGGCUACUGUAAAAACACGUCGGAGCAGCAUGGCUGACUCCAUGAAGAGGACCCGCUCCUUAUGUAGAUAUGAAGGGCUCAUUCUAAGCUAACAGAAACACAAACUAUUUUUUGUUUCAGGUGAUUAUACACUAAUAAAAACAUG
This is a messenger RNA of Sebastes umbrosus (honeycomb rockfish), 4048 nucleotides long. It is a transcript of the gene nf2a, whose product is annotated as neurofibromin 2a (merlin). The record is from RefSeq and is a predicted model, not a curated record. Bases 541 to 2316 code for a protein of 591 amino acids. Gene Ontology annotation, cellular component: plasma membrane; filopodium; cytoskeleton. NCBI's taxonomy places the organism in Eukaryota, Metazoa, Chordata, Actinopteri, Perciformes, Sebastidae. The transcript has 16 exons. Gene Ontology annotation, molecular function: actin binding; cell adhesion molecule binding. Gene Ontology annotation, biological process: positive regulation of protein localization to early endosome; regulation of organelle assembly; positive regulation of early endosome to late endosome transport.